UCUACCUAGCGGUGCUGUUCUAGCCUUACGGUGCUAUGAAUUGUAUGUAUAUAUUCUCUAUUUAAGGCAUUGAAUGACCAUAUGGAUGUAACUCGGAACAAAUAGAAGAUUGCAAACUACUUGUUUUUGUAAAAGCAGGAUAAAAAAAAUGAGCAACAUCCUUCAUGCGGCAUCAAAAGUGAAAUGGAAUCAGAGCACUGCGGCGAAAAGAGCGGUGUUCCUGGCGGCCGCCGUAUACGGGGCGAAAACGCUUUACCCCAUCAUCUGCAAACAAAUAAAUCAACGCAAAACAACCAGGAACAGCACAUCUGCACCAGGACACGAGAAUGGAUUGAUUCCUAUUCAUAAAGCUACACCAGAGACCGUGGCUGGUCUUAGUAAAUCACCCGGUGUCAAUGCGGAAUUCUUCAAGCAGGUUCUUGAUCUGGUUAAAAUCGUAUUCCCGAGGUUUGUAACCAAAGAACUGGGUUUACUAUGUUUACAUUCAGUAGCUCUCGUUUCACGGACGUUUCUGUCUAUUUACGUGGCAGGUUUGGAUGGUAAAAUAGUGAAAACGAUCGUAGAGAAGGAGCCGCGGAGCUUCAUGAUCAAACUGAUGAAAUGGCUUCUGAUCGCCAUCCCUGCCACAUUCGUCAACAGCGCGAUCCGUUAUCUGGAGUGCAAGCUCGCGCUCGCGUUUCGCACGCGCUUGGUAGAUCAUGCAUAUAAAACAUAUUUCACCAAUCAAACCUAUUAUAAGGUCAGUAACAUGGACGGGAGGCUGGCGAACCCGGACCAGUCUUUGACCGAGGAUGUGAUGAUGUUCUCGCAGUCUAUUGCGCAUUUGUAUUCAAAUCUCACCAAACCCAUUCUGGACGUGAUACUGACUUCAUAUACGUUGAUACAGACCGCGCGAUCUCGGGGUGCGAACGCAACCGGACCGACUCUGUUAGCGGGUCUGGUGGUGUUCGUCACGGCCAAGAUUCUGCGCGCCUGCUCGCCAAAGUUUGGUAAACUGGUGGCGGAAGAGGCGCACAGGAAGGGAUACCUAAGAUAUGUGCACUCCAGAAUCAUAGCCAAUGCAGAGGAGAUCGCCUUCUAUAGGGGACACACGGUGGAGAUGAGGCAGCUGCAGAAGUGUUACAGUGCCCUGGCGGAGCAGAUGAACCUCAUCCUAUCGAAACGUCUGUGGUACAUCAUGAUCGAGCAGUUCCUCAUGAAGUACGUCUGGAGUGGAUGUGGUCUGGUUAUGGUCGCAGUGCCCAUCAUCACUGCAACUGGCUUUGCUGACAACGAGCUGGCGGAUGGUCAGACGCAAGUGUUGGUGAGUGAAAGAACAGAGGCCUUCACAACAGCACGCAAUCUACUGGCCUCAGGGGCCGAUGCCAUUGAAAGGAUCAUGUCUUCUUAUAAAGAGGUCACCGAGUUAGCAGGCUACACGGCACGUGUGCAUAACAUGUUUUCGGUAUUUGAUGAAGUCCAGAGGGGAAUAUACAAACGUUCAUCUGCCACCUCGGAGAUAAUAAGCGGGAACCGACCUGAGAUGCACAUCGACGGGCCUCUGGAAAUCAAAGGCAAAGUGAUUGAUGUGGAUAAAGGUAUAGUCUGUGAAAAUGUGCCUAUAAUCACUCCUAAUGGAGAUGUGGUCGUGUCCUGCUUGAACUUCAAGGUAGAGGAAGGGAUGCAUUUGCUGAUCACGGGGCCAAACGGAUGUGGGAAGAGUUCUUUGUUCCGGAUCCUCAGUGGCCUGUGGCCCGUGUACGGCGGACUACUGCAUAAACCCUCUCCUGAGCACAUGUUCUACAUCCCACAGAGACCAUACAUGUCCGUCGGGACAUUACUAGACCAGGUCAUCUACCCCGACUCUCUGGAUGACAUGCAUGAAAAGGGUUACAGCGACAAGGACCUGGAAGUCAUUCUGGACAUCGUCAAUUUAAACCACAUAGUUACCCGCGAAGGAGGAUGGGAUGCAGAGAUGGACUGGAAAGAUGUUCUUUCUGGAGGCGAGAAGCAGCGAAUGGGAAUGGCACGCAUGUUUUACCACAAGCCUAAGUAUGCUCUACUGGAUGAAUGCACCAGUGCUGUCAGCAUUGAUGUAGAGGGUAAAAUAUUUCAGGCUGCAAAGGAUGCUGGUAUCUCCUUGCUGUCCAUCACUCACAGACCCUCUCUAUGGAAAUACCACACACACGUCCUGCAGUUUGACGGGGAGGGCGGCUGGCGGUUCGAACAGUUAGACACAGCCACACGGCUCUCGCUGACGGAGGAAAAACAGCGCUUGGAGUCUCAGCUCGCAGGCAUUCCUAAGAUGCAGCUCAGACUGAACGAACUGUGUAAGGUCUUGGGCGAAGAUUCGGUCCUAAAGACGGCGGAAAACAAGAACGAGGAGUAAAAGAAACGUGGAGAUGCUGGACGUUCAGGAAAACUCCUGGUUUUUUAACAUUUUUUGCAAUGAUACAUGUGUAGACAUGACAAUUCGAUACUGAAAUGGAAGUUUAAUAGGAAUUGUAGAAACUAUUCCCUUUAUUAUUUAGUUUUGUUUUGCUUUUUUGUUUUACUUUGUUCUUUUUAGUUUUGUUUUAC
Messenger RNA from Pimephales promelas (fathead minnow), 2559 nucleotides. It is a transcript of the gene abcd2, whose product is annotated as ATP binding cassette subfamily D member 2. Gene Ontology annotation, cellular component: peroxisomal membrane. Gene Ontology annotation, biological process: peroxisome organization; fatty acid beta-oxidation; long-chain fatty acid import into peroxisome. Gene Ontology annotation, molecular function: ATP binding; ATP hydrolysis activity; long-chain fatty acid transmembrane transporter activity. NCBI's taxonomy places the organism in Eukaryota, Metazoa, Chordata, Actinopteri, Cypriniformes, Leuciscidae. The record is from RefSeq and is a predicted model, not a curated record.